UAUGAAGCGCGCGAAAUCAAGAGACGCUCUCUGAAUAAUUUGGCUUCGCUUCCACAACCACCACCACCACCACCACCGUCAUGGGCAAGCAAAAACAGCAAGUGAUAUCCCGCUUCUUUGCUUCAAAACCUAAAACCCCGCCAAACCCUUCCCCUUCUCCUCCUCCUCCUCCUCCAUCUUCAACCCCACCAACCCCUCCUCCCAAAAUCUCAGCCACAGUCACUUUCUCACCCUCCAAACGCCUCCUUUCCUCCCAACUCUCCUCCCCGAAUCCCAAACCCCCAAAACUCCCCAAACUCUCUCCUCACACCCACAACCCCAUUCCCCCUCUCCCCAACCCCUCCCUCCACCAAAAAUUCCUGCACAAACUUCUAGAACCUUCCCCAACCCCUCCAGAACCUUCCACACAUAACCCAAAUCCAAACCCGACCAAAUACACCCCCUUAGAACAACAAGUAGUGGACCUGAAGAACAAAUACCCAGAUGUUCUUUUGAUGGUGGAAGUUGGUUACAAAUACCGCUUUUUCGGCGAAGAUGCUGAAAUUGCCGCCAGGGUGUUGGGGAUUUAUGGCCUUUUGGAUCACAAUUUUAUGACGGCCAGCGUGCCAACUUUUCGAUUAAAUGUCCAUGUGAGGAGGCUUGUGAGUGCUGGGUAUAAGGUUGGUGUGGUGAAGCAGACCGAGACCGCGGCCAUUAAGGCUCACGGGGCGAAUCGGUUGGGCCCGUUUUGCCGGGGUUUAUCGGCUUUGUACACGAAGGCGACGCUGGAGGCAGCCGAGGAUGUGGGGGGAGGAGAGGACGGUUGCGGGGGAGAGAGUAAUUAUUUGAUGUGUGUGGUGGAGAAGUGUGUCUUGGAAAAGAAUAUGGAGUGUGGAUUGGAGAGUCAGUUUGAUGUGAGAAUUGGGAUGGUUGCGGUGGAGAUAUCUACCGGGGAUGUGGUUUAUGCGGAGUUCAAUGAUAAUUUUAUGAGGAGUGGGCUUGAGGCUGUGGUUUUGAGCUUGUCACCGGCCGAGUUGCUUCUUGGGGAGCCUCUCUCUAGGAAAACAGAGAAGUCCUUACUUGGUUAUCCUGGACCUGCCUCAAAUGUCCGUGUGGAGCAUGCCUCGCGAGAGUGCUUCAAAGAUGGUGGUGCACUUGCGGAAGUGAUGUCUUUAUUUGAGGUCAUGAGUGAAGAUAGUUUAGCAGAUCAUCCAAAACAAAACACAGAGAUCGCAGAGCAGGGGUUGACAAUUGAGGGAAUUAUGAACAUGCCAGAUUUGGCCGUCCAAGCAUUGGCCUUAACCAUUCGUCAUCUAAAACAAUUUGGUUUUGAAAGAAUUUUGUGCCUAGGAGGUUCAUUUAGGCCCUUUUCAAGCAACACGGAGAUGGCCCUCUCAGCUAAUGCACUUCAACAAUUGGAGGUUUUGAAGAAUAACAGUGAUGGGUCUGAGUCUGGCUCCUUGCUGCAGUCGAUGAAUCAUACUCUGACUAUAUUUGGUUCAAGGCUUCUUAGGCACUGGGUAACUCACCCUUUAUGUGAUAGAAACAUGAUUUCUUCUCGCCUUGAUGCUGUUUCUGAGAUUGCAGAGUCGAUGGGGUCUUCUAGAUCUUCUCAAAAUAUUGGAGGGUCAGAUGGGGAAGAUUCUGAUAUAACAAUUGUACAACCUGAGUUUAAUUAUUUGCUUUCUUCGGUUUUGACCACAUUGGGAAGGUCACCUGAUAUUCAACGUGGAAUAACAAGAAUCUUCCAUCGGACUGCCACCCCAUCAGAGUUCAUUGCAGUUAUUCAAGCUAUUUUAUAUGCUGGAAAACAACUUCAGCAACUUCAUAUUGAAGAAGAGAACAAUGGGAAAAAUAUGAAAGCAAAGACUGUGCGCUCUGAAUUGUUGAGAAAGUUGAUUUUGGCUGCUUCAUCAUCCAGUGUAAUUGGCAAUGCUGCGAAACUGUUGUCUACCCUUAACAAAGAAGCAGCUGAUCAAAGGGAUCUACAAAAUUUAAUUAUCAUUUCUAACGGCGAAUUUCCUGAGGGUGCUAAAGCCCGGAAAGAGCUUCAACUGGCAAAGGAGAAAUUGGAUUCUUUGAUUGAUUUGUAUCGCAAGCGGCUUGGAAUGCGCAAGUUGGAAUUCAUGAGUGUGUCUGGAAUAACACAUUUGAUAGAGUUGCCCUUAGAUGUAAAGGUACCUUUGAAUUGGGUCAAGGUAAACAGCACCAAAAAAACAAUACGCUAUCACCCACCUGAAGUAUUGACUGCUUUAGACGAGUUAUCCCUGGCAAAUGAGAAGCUAACUAUUGCCUGUCGUGCUGCUUGGGAUAGCUUUCUAAGGGGAUUCAGUAAAUAUUAUGCCGAGUUCCAAGCUGCUGUUCAAGCAUUAGCUACAUUGGAUUGUCUGCACUCACUUGCCAUUCUUUCUAGAAAUAAGAACUAUGUUUGCCCAGUUUUUGUCUAUGAAGAUGAACCUGUUCAGAUAUAUAUUUGUUCUGGUCGUCACCCGAUGGCAUUGGGAUUCCAAAAUGUUUUGGAAACUACAUUGCAAGACAAUUUCGUUCCAAAUGACACAAAUUUGCAUGCAGACGGAGAGUAUUGUCAGAUUGUUACUGGACCCAACAUGGGUGGAAAGAGUUGCUACAUUCGCCAAGUUGCUCUCAUUGCUAUCAUGGCUCAGGUCGGGUCCUUUGUACCUGCAUCAUCAGCAAAACUCCAUGUGCUAGAUGGUAUCUACACCCGAAUGGGUGCUUCUGACAGUAUCCAACAAGGGAGAAGCACCUUUCUAGAAGAGUUAAGUGAGGCUUCACAUAUACUCCACAAUUGCACAGCACGUUCGUUGGUUAUCAUUGAUGAACUUGGGAGAGGCACAAGUACACACGACGGUGUAGCUAUUGCUUAUGCUACAUUGCAUUAUCUACUAGAGCAAAAAAGAUGCAUGGUCCUCUUUGUCACCCACUACCCCAAAGUUGCCGAUAUUAAAACUGAAUUUCCAGGCUCUGUCGGGGCCUACCAUGUUUCAUAUUUGACCUCACAUAAAGAAUCGGAAAUAAAGGACUCAAAAUCAGAUCAUGAAGACGUCACUUACCUAUAUAAGCUUGUCACUGGUGUUUGUGAGAGAAGUUUUGGGUUUAAGGUUGCGCAGCUUGCACAGCUACCUCCAACGUGUAUUAGUCGAGCCACUUCCAUGGCUUCCAGGUUGGAAGCUUUGGUAACAUGCAGGGCAGGAAGGAGAUCGGGGAAAAAACUGUUGCUAGGGGAAAUGCUGACUGAUUAUGAACAGAAAACCAAAGAGAACAUUUUGGGAAUUCCUGAGUGCUUCCGUCCAGGAGGGACUGGAGAAUUAGAAGAUAUAAGUAUUGCUUACAAGGAAUUCUUUUUGAACUUGGAAGCUGCAAUAUCUGAUGAUGCAGGAAGCUUCCAGCUUUUAAAUGCGAGGAGCAUUGCAAAGGAAUUAACAAGAAGGUUAAGAUGAAAUUGAUAAAAGGCCAUUCCUGAAAGUGAGUGGCAUGCAUACAUACUAUGGCGAGGAGAGCAACAGUAAAGCAAUCGUGGCAGAUUUCAAAAUGAGGAUUUCUUCUGUUUUGUAGAUAACAUUUUUGUGUAAAUUUUUAUUUUUAUUUUUAUUUUCAGCACAUUUCCGUUGCCUCUCUCUCUCUCUCUCUCUCUCUCUCAGUUAAAUGUAAUCUCAUUUUUAUUUUAUGUGUGUAAAUUACCAUAUGUUGUAAUUAACACAAGAUAGAUUCUCCUAUGCAGUCUCAAAAUUGGGAAUUUCUUCUGUAUUGUAGAUAACA
Molecule: messenger RNA, 3756 nt
Organism: Corylus avellana
Lineage: Eukaryota; Viridiplantae; Streptophyta; Magnoliopsida; Fagales; Betulaceae
Source: RefSeq, a predicted model, not a curated record